Molecule: messenger RNA, 756 nt
Organism: Papilio machaon (common yellow swallowtail)
Lineage: Eukaryota; Metazoa; Arthropoda; Insecta; Lepidoptera; Papilionidae
Exons: 1
Coding region: 1-756 (251 amino acids)
Molecular function (GO): catalytic activity
Source: RefSeq, a predicted model, not a curated record
AUGCCCAGACACCUGCAUACAGAGUUCCUGCAGACGAACGCCAACCACUGCGCCCGCGCACAGGACCUGCUCAUGCAGGUCUUGGCGGAGUGGAGAAUUGCCGUUGCUGUCGUGGCCGAGCCCUACCUCAUCCCUUCCCAAUCUCACUGGGUCGGGGACACGGGGGGCUCGGUCGGAAUGGUGGCGCCGCCAACGGGCCCGCAACGCCUUUCUCUCAGGGAGAGGGGCGCGGGUUACGUGGCGGCAAACUGGGGAGAAGUAGUACUCAUCGGGGUCUACUUCUCCCCGAACAGGAGCCUCUCCCAAUUUGAGAGGUUCCUGGAUGGCCUGGAGCUGGUGGUGCGGAGGGCACUGCCAGCCCAGGUCAUCGUGAUGGGGGACCUCAAUGCUAAGUGCGCGGCUUGGGGAUCCCCCGUCACUGACGUCAAAGGGGCGCAUCUCCGGGAUUGGGCCCUCAUGAUUGGCCUGGUUCCGGUGAACCAAGGCAGCGCCUUCACGUGUGUGCGCGCGCGGGGUGGCUCGAUUGUCGAUGUUACUUUUGCCACCCCCGGUAUCGGCGCGCGCAUCACGUGUUGGCGCGUCCUGGAGGAUGUGGAGACCCUGUCCGAUCAUCUAUACAUCAGGUUCAGGGUCUCCACAGCGCCCCGCGGGCGUCAAACCCGCACGGCGGGCGGCCGAGGCGUCUUCCCUAGGUGGCAGCUGUCACGUCUCGAUGCAGACCUGGCAGAGGAGGCCGGAUGGUACGGGCCAAACUAA